AUGCAAGUUGACCAGAGCCGAGUUAAACUGCGGUCUACCGAUGACGAUGACAACGAAGAGACGGACUACAUCAAUGCUAACUACAUACCGGGUUACACGUCUCCACGCGAGUACAUCGCCACCCAGGGCCCCAUGACCGGAACUGUGGCGGACUUCUGGAGGAUGGUGUGGGAACAGGAUGUCAACAUCAUCAUCAUGCUGUCAGACCUGCUGGAGAAGGGCAAGCCCAAGGUUGAUAAGUACUGGCCGGAUAAUCUGAAGGAACCGGUGCAAUAUGGGGACAUUAUCGUGGAGAUGAUCAACUAUUCUCCACUCAGCAAAUACGUCAUCAAAAUCUUCCAGAUAACCUUGGGGGAGGAAAGUCGGAAGGUCCGCCAUUAUUUCCUCCCUGGAUGGCAGGACUUUGGUGCUAAUCUUACCCCCGAUGACGUCAUCAGCUUUGUCAGAGAUGUUCGGAUGCAGACAAAGCCCACAGACAAAGGUCCAAUAUGCGUUCACUGCAGCGCUGGCGUCGGGCGGACUGGGACGUACGUCUCUCUGGACGUCUUCAAGCAGGCGAUAGACGAGGAGAACUUUGACAAAGAGCUGGACGUGUUUGACUUCGUGAUGAAGAUGAGGGAAAACAGGUCCUACAUGGUCCAGACAGAGAAACAGUACAUAUUUAUCCACGACACCAUCAAGGAAAUUAUCAUCAGGAAGAAGAGGGAGAUGGAGGAGAGAGAACAAAACAACAUCUACCAGAACACCGGAGAACAGAUGAAACCAGAGGAGAAUAUCUAUGCGAACCAAGCCUAUGAACCUGAUCCCGAAGAGCUGUACAUGAACGUCAAUCCUGGACAACCUACCACCGUGCUGUAG
Molecule: messenger RNA, 858 nt
Organism: Haliotis rubra (blacklip abalone)
Lineage: Eukaryota; Metazoa; Mollusca; Gastropoda; Lepetellida; Haliotidae
Product: receptor-type tyrosine-protein phosphatase O-like
Exons: 8
Coding region: 1-858 (285 amino acids)
Biological process (GO): protein dephosphorylation
Molecular function (GO): protein tyrosine phosphatase activity
Source: RefSeq, a predicted model, not a curated record